CCAUGCUGUUGUAGUUCAGGAAACUCUCAAGCAAUGAAGUCUUUUGUCUUUUCAGCUAUCGUCUGUGUUGUUGUGGCAGACAGUCGCUACGGAUCCAACGGAAAUGGUAACGGCUUCGGAGCGCCUCCUUCCAGCAAUGGCUAUGCACCCCCAAGUAACACAUAUGGCACGCCCAACGGAGGGUACGGAGUAGACCCUGAGAUUGCCGCUUUGGCCGAGAACAUUCCCGGGGGCGGCGUCCCCGGUGAGGACUACCCCAUCUUGGCUUCCGUGCCCGACACCGGCUUCUCGUGCGAUGCCCAGGCGGUGCAAGGUUAUUACGCCGACACUGCAGCUGAAGCCGGCUGCCAGGUGUUCCAUAUCUGCCAGGACCGCGCCCUCAGGCGCCAACAGGACUCGUUCCUGUGCCCCAACGGUACCAUCUUCAACCAGCAGUACCUGGUAUGUGACUGGUGGUUCAACGUGGACUGUUCUCAAGCUGAGAGCUUCUACUCCGUCAACGAACUCAUCGGAGUCGUUCCCAACGCUGGCUAUGGUUACGCUGCGGCCACCAAUGGCAUUUCCCUUAAUGGCAACGGAUUUGGCUCAAAUGGCAAGGGCAGGAAUGGAAACGGCAACGGAAGAAACGGCAAUGGAGGCAACAACGGCAACCAAUAUGGCGCUCCGGCAGCUCCUUCCAACUCGUACGGUUCCCCUUUCUAAGCUGAUUUUUAUUUAAUGAGCUUCGCGAUUUUAAGAAAACGUCUCAGUUAUACGUAAUGUUCAUCCGUUACACUGCUACUGUCUUUUCUUAAAUCAAGUUAUGUUAUGUUAGAAAUUGCCUUUGUUUAUUCUGAAUACUGGAACUUCCAGGAUAUCUAAAUGCAAUUUCAAUAAAAAAUACGAUAUAUUUAUGUAUAUUUAUAUGCAUUUCACAUUAUAAAGUGAAUAUUGUC
Molecule: messenger RNA, 935 nt
Organism: Penaeus chinensis
Lineage: Eukaryota; Metazoa; Arthropoda; Malacostraca; Decapoda; Penaeidae
Exons: 3
Coding region: 34-702 (222 amino acids)
Cellular component (GO): extracellular region
Molecular function (GO): chitin binding
Source: RefSeq, a predicted model, not a curated record